This is a messenger RNA of Carassius auratus (goldfish), 2120 nucleotides long. RefSeq names its product protein phosphatase 3, regulatory subunit B, alpha a (gene ppp3r1a). The transcript has 6 exons. NCBI's taxonomy places the organism in Eukaryota, Metazoa, Chordata, Actinopteri, Cypriniformes, Cyprinidae. Gene Ontology annotation, molecular function: calcium ion binding. The record is from RefSeq and is a predicted model, not a curated record. Bases 250 to 762 code for a protein of 170 amino acids.
CGCGCGUCGCCCAAUAGCAGCGCUCCUCCUCGGCUCCUCCCUCCCUCCCCACCCUGCGGCGCUUCCUCGCCUCGCUGCUGCAGUGAAGCCCACGGAAACGGACGGAAAAUAGGUUACGCUGCUGCUGUGUCAAAACCAGCCUUUUCUUCACAAAACAACAAGACCAAGAGCAGAAUUUCCCUCUUAUUUUUGUGCUGUCAUUUACUGCUGUUCGUUUCCGAGGGCGAAUUCCGUCGCGCAAGCAGCAAAAUGGGAAAUGAGGCAAGUUAUCCCCUGGAAAUGUGCUCGCAUUUCGAUGCUGAUGAGAUUAAAAGGCUGGGAAAGAGGUUUAAGAAACUCGACCUAGAUAACUCGGGAUCCCUCAGCGUGGAGGAGUUCAUGUCCUUGCCCGAGUUACAGCAGAAUCCACUGGUGCAGAGGGUCAUCGAGAUAUUCGACACGGACGGCAACGGAGAGGUGGACUUUAAAGAGUUCAUCGAGGGCGUCUCUCAGUUCAGUGUGAAGGGUGAUAAAGAGCAGAAACUGCGCUUCGCUUUCAGGAUCUAUGACAUGGACAAGGACGGCUACAUUUCCAACGGAGAGCUGUUCCAGGUGCUGAAGAUGAUGGUGGGCAACAACCUGAAGGACACCCAGCUGCAGCAGAUCGUGGACAAGACCAUCAUCAACGCUGACAAGGACGGGGACGGGAGGAUAUCCUUCGAGGAGUUCUGUGCUGUGGUCGGAGGUCUGGAUAUACACAAGAAGAUGGUGGUGGAUGUGUGAUCUUCCCUCUCCAUCUGUCGACCUGCUCCAGACGUCCAGCAGAUGCUCUCUAUGUGUUUCAGUGUUACUGAACUCAGUCAUGGGCUUACGAACACUGAAAGAGCAUCUCGCUUCAACAGGAGAGAGCAUUGGCUUGUCCAUAUUUAUUUCGUUUUUUAAUGCUUCUUUUUUUAUAUUUAUUUUGUGCCGUCUUUUUUUUUUUUUUCUUUUUUAAAUAUUAAGUAUGAUAUAAUACAUCUGUGUAGGGUUUGAUGUGCCAAGCAGAACAAUGUUGUUGGCAGUGUUGGCUUUCUUCUGUGAUGUACACUAUUUCUAGCAUUUACUCAUGUUCAAUAACUGUUUUUGUAUCAGUGGUGAUAUAACGUUUAUAUUGUUGGAAAGUGCAUCUUCAGGUCAGAAGCGUUGAGACGCUACAGCAGAAAGUUACCAGGAUGUAACACAGAUGUAUCUCUUGUCUUAAUGACUCUCACAGAUGAAACCGCACACGGUGAUAACACAAUCACUCACAGUCUGACCGUCUCAUCUGUGAGAAGAUGCAGCAGGAUCUCAGAACGUCUCUUUUAUAAACUAAUGUUGCUCGGUGACUUUUAAUAACUCAAGUUUUCAGUUUUGAACAGCUGAACCACUAACAAACCUGUAUUCAUCCAGAGGUGUUGCUCGUGCCAUCUUUCUUUUAAUGGGAAGACGCUUGCUUCGAUAGUUUGUCUAGUGUGUGGCUGAAGCGUCCGAUCGUCUCUAAUACAUGAUUAUUUUCACCUCCAUCUUUUCUAACGGCAGCAUGAGAUCUGUGUGCUUUGAUACAUGUAUAACAUCCACAUGAGAGCUUCAAGGCAUCUAAACUCUUGUGUAUAAGACUGGAGCUUCAAAUAAAAACGUUUUCCAUGCAUGACAGGAGCAGAGUAACCAAACGCACCUCCCACCUCAGCAUCAUACGUCAGUAAUAUUGACACGUAUGAGGCUUCUGCUGUGCUCGCUUUAACUACUUCCUUUCUGCAUGCUUUGUUUCAUCUAUUCCAUUGCUUUACACUUAAGCUGUGAAAUUUAUAACCAACAGAACCAUGAAAUGCAUUACAUAAGUUGCCAAAUUAGAAUCAGACAGAGGUGCAUUCUUUUCAGAUCCAAUCAUAUUCAGCUCGCAUCAUUUGCCCCUUCGUUUUGUCACUUCAGAUCUAACCAGAUAUUCAUGGGUUUUCUGCAGCUUUGGUGAAUGAGAUGGUGUCUCGCACGUAUGAAGGCACAUGAAGCUCGUCGGUUAUGGGAUGUCUAUUCUGCAUGCUGCAUCAAAUAAAAGCAACUAUUAUGGGAUAUAUGGACUACUUGAUACUGUAUGAAACAAUAAAGGUGUAAAACUUGUCAUU